Molecule: messenger RNA, 8259 nt
Organism: Sciurus carolinensis (gray squirrel)
Lineage: Eukaryota; Metazoa; Chordata; Mammalia; Rodentia; Sciuridae
Gene: Csnk1g3
Product: casein kinase 1 gamma 3
Exons: 14
Coding region: 674-2044 (456 amino acids)
Biological process (GO): positive regulation of canonical Wnt signaling pathway; signal transduction; peptidyl-serine phosphorylation
Cellular component (GO): nucleus; plasma membrane; cytoplasm
Molecular function (GO): ATP binding; protein serine/threonine kinase activity
Source: RefSeq, a predicted model, not a curated record
UAGAGAGACGCUUUCCUUUUUAAUUUUUUUUUCCAUGUGUUCACUUCCGGGUCCGGCGCCGAUCCGGAUGCUCGAGGCAGAAGGAUGUUUGACCUCCGGAUAAGUGAGGUGCCGCUGUGCAUUCAUUCCCGACUGCAUCGGUGGCGACAGCAGCGGCCCGGGCGGCGACUCUCCGGCCAGCGGCGGCGGUAGGAGGCACUGGCAGUAGUGCGGAGACGUAGUCCGAGCCGGGCCGAGCUGCGUUACCUCUUUCGCUCGUUCCUUCCCCCCUACCUCGCUCGAUCCCUCCCUGCGUGGCUCGCUUUCCUCCUCCGGCCGCCGGCGGGUGUGAUGUGCCGUCGCCGCUGCCCCAGUCGCCGCUGACUAUCGGAGUGGGGGCGCCGCCCGCGCCCGGGACCGACCCCGCCGCUCGCCGCGCCUCUGAGCUGUCCAUCAAUAUCAACUCACAUCACUGAGAAGAUAAUUUUGAAGACAUGUUUUGCUGAAAAGACAACUGAGAAAAAUUUUACGAAUGGGAUGAACACGCUCCAGUUGAUUGACUACCUACUGCAAUUUGAAUGUUAACAUUACCCACCUGGUACAGUUACCUAGUGAUGUACCUGUUCUCACAAUACCCUAUUUCAGCGUGCUUGUCUUGAUUAAAGAAUUCAAAGUGGAGUACCGCAAACUUGAUAUGGAUAAUAAAAAGAAAGACAAGGACAAAUCAGAUGAUAGAAUGGCACGACCUAGUGGUCGAUCAGGGCAUAACACUCGAGGAACUGGGUCUUCAUCAUCUGGAGUUUUAAUGGUUGGACCUAACUUUAGAGUUGGAAAAAAAAUUGGAUGUGGCAAUUUUGGAGAAUUACGAUUAGGGAAAAAUUUAUACACAAACGAAUAUGUGGCAAUUAAACUGGAGCCCAUGAAAUCCAGAGCACCACAGCUACAUUUGGAAUACAGAUUCUACAAGCAGUUAGGAUCUGGAGAUGGUAUACCUCAAGUUUACUAUUUUGGCCCUUGUGGUAAAUACAAUGCUAUGGUGCUGGAACUGCUGGGACCUAGUUUGGAAGACUUGUUUGACUUGUGUGACAGAACAUUUUCUCUUAAAACAGUUCUCAUGAUAGCUAUACAACUGAUUUCUCGCAUGGAAUAUGUCCAUUCAAAGAACUUGAUAUACAGAGAUGUAAAACCUGAAAACUUCUUAAUAGGACGACCAGGAAACAAAACCCAGCAAGUUAUUCAUAUAAUAGAUUUUGGUUUGGCAAAGGAAUAUAUUGAUCCAGAGACAAAGAAACAUAUACCCUACAGAGAACACAAGAGCCUUACAGGAACAGCUAGAUAUAUGAGCAUAAACACACAUUUAGGAAAAGAACAAAGUAGAAGAGAUGAUUUAGAAGCUUUAGGUCAUAUGUUCAUGUAUUUUCUGAGAGGCAGUCUUCCUUGGCAAGGCUUAAAGGCUGACACAUUAAAAGAGAGGUAUCAGAAAAUUGGAGAUACAAAACGAGCUACACCAAUAGAAGUAUUAUGUGAAAAUUUUCCAGAAGAAAUGGCAACAUAUCUUCGUUAUGUAAGAAGGCUAGAUUUUUUUGAAAAGCCAGAUUAUGACUACCUGAGAAAGCUUUUUACUGACUUGUUUGAUCGAAAAGGAUAUAUGUUUGAUUAUGAAUAUGACUGGAUUGGUAAACAGUUGCCUACUCCAGUGGGAGCAGUUCAGCAAGAUCCUGCUCUAUCAUCAAACAGAGAAGCACAUCAACACAGAGAUAAGAUGCAACAAUCCAAAAAUCAGUCGGCAGACCACAGGGCAGCUUGGGACUCCCAGCAGGCAAAUCCCCACCAUUUGAGAGCUCACCUUGCAGCAGACAGACAUGGUGGCUCGGUACAGGUUGUAAGUUCCACAAAUGGAGAGUUAAACACAGAUGACCCUACUGCAGGACGUUCAAAUGCACCCAUCACAGCCCCUACAGAGGUAGAAGUGAUGGAUGAAACCAACUGCCAGAAAGUGUUGAACAUGUGGUGCUGCUGUUUUUUCAAACGAAGGAAAAGGAAAACCAUACAACGCCACAAAUGACUCUGGACACAGACAGAUCAUGGGGAGUUACUUACAUGUUCAUCUGCUGUCUUGUGAUUAAAAUCAUCUCUGUAGUGACCACAUAUAUUUUCAAGGACUCACUCUUAGAAACAAAAAUGUCAUACUUUCAUACUUCGUUUUGUGGUUGUCUUACAUUCAUAUUUUUUUCUAAUUUAACUUUUAUGGAAGCUUUAAAGUUUUGUCAAAACAUGAGUGCUUUGCCCAUCAAUGAAUAGAAUGGACCAAUGAGGUGGCUUUAAUGAAUACAGUUCUAUAGGACAUUUUUCAGAAGCUCUUCUCCUGUUGUAGAGAACAGAACAGUAUCUUAAGUGUCAGACAGUUAUAUACCUAAUUUGAUUUUUUAUAUAUUCUGUAAGAGCAUAAUCAAACAGGAAUUUUCUUCCCAAUGGAUAAUGCAACCGAGAAAACAGAGUUGCCCAAAUGUCUUUUUAAAAAAAUUAUUCCUUGAGAAGUUCAUUUUUUGUAACAUCUGCAUUGAUUUCAGUAUUACUGAUGGUACUGUUAUUCAUGGAUCAUAUUAACAUUCUCUCUGUGAAAUCAUGGUACAGUCACUGCCCAGAGGUACUGAGGAAAAAGCUCUAUGAGUUCAGCAGAUGGUUUGGUAAAAUGAAUCACAAUAAGUGCGGGAAAUAUGAGCUCUGCUUUUGUUGCACCACUAUGUGAUAAGUACAGUGUUGUAGGAGUGGCAAAAGCGCUUAUUUUUUAAAAAUGCAAAAUAUUUGUAUAAUGUAACUUUAUGCUUCCAGAUAAUAAUGUAUGUUAGAUAGCAAGAAAUGAAUGCUUUGAAAAGUGACAUAUGUUGGAGAUUUUUUUUUUUUUUUAAAUACACUAAGGAAAAGAAAUAAAUGUGAACCUCGUUGCAAUGUGUAAGGUUGAACCUAAGGAGACCCACUGAAACCUACUGCUGAAUGACUACAUUCUCCCUUAAGCAGAAAACGUUGGAUGUGCCAUGCAAUGGUGUCUUGUUUAUUAUUUUGCUCUUUGACUAAAAAAAAAAAAAAAAAAAAAGACCCCCAGCAAUAAAAACUGGGUCACUCUUUUUCCCUCUGUGCACAUUAGUCUCUUGUAUUCAACUUUGCUAGUUCUUGGAAUUUUCCUACCCUUUAGUAUAAUUUUGGUGAUUGGAAAAUAUUUUGGAAGGAUGAGUCAGGUGCUUUGCCUCCAUAGUCUUUUGAAGUGCCUGCAUAUGAACAAAGUAACAAUUCUGUAAAAAAAGAAGCCCAUUCCAUUCUUCAAGUAUGCUUUGUUUUAAGCCAUAAGGACACAGGUAUACUUUUGUCAAGGACUACUAGCCAGAGUUUUCAAGAAGGGUUAGAACAAAGACUGGCUAGAAAUAUUACAUGUUGAUCAAAUCUCAUAUUCACCUCUCAUUUAUAAAAUUGUUGCUCCUUCCAUGCAGUCUCUUCUUUGUCUUUAAGUGUGUGCCUCCAGGCAUGCUUAUUUAUUUUUAUUAUCUCAAGGUAACAUUUAAAAUGUGUAUUAAAGUAAAUAAAUCCACAUUUUUUACUUCAUUAUUACAUUUACAGGGAUUUAAUUGUACUUUGUAAUUUAUUUUUCUUAUUAGCCAAAAGUUCAGUGCAUUGUUUGAUGAAUUAGGCACCCAUAUGAACACCAUAAAUCAGGAAAUUAUUUAUCAUUGUUACUCUGAAACCUAUGAAUGAUCUUUUCUUGAUUUUAAAGACCUACUCUCAGCCUGGAAAACAUUUGCUGUAUAAUUUGGUCAACAGUUUCCAUUUCUGUUUCUUUGUAUACUGUCAUGAUGUCUUAAACUACAGGAGUCACAUACUGAGUUUUUAUUUUUGUUUGCUUUGAGUAAGGCAAAUGGAUGUUUUGGCCAUUAUAAUGUGAAACCACUUCUUUCUUUACAGUAUUUGACCAAAUUUGUGUGUCUAUGAUAUUUGUAAAUACAUGCGAUACCUGUAUUUCUUAUCAUAAGUCUAUUUAGUUUUAUUCUCAGUAGGGUUUUUUGGACUGUACAGUGUUUAUAUGAUCUGAACUCCUUAUACAUAAGAAGGUGUGUAUAAUAAUCCAAUUAUGGACUUAAAUAUUUUGAAAGUAUAAAUACCCUUAUUUGCUGCAAAGACCAGUGUGUAGGCAUUUGCUUUUUAGCAAUAUUUUUAAGUGCUCCAUUUUAAUGCCAAGGAAUAAGUCUUUUGGCAACUCAAACUGGUCAAUAAUAGGUAAUGCAGGUAUGUUCAGGUGAAGCCAACGAUGUUUUGCAUUUUUAUGCUUCUUUUCUGUCAACACUAAUGAAGUCAACAUUGCCUGAAUGUCUGAAUAAUGAAACACAUCCCUGUUUAAAAGUAUGUAACUGAAAAAGAAAUAAAAAAUAAAGGUAGUUUUUUUAAACUUGCUCUUUCCCCUUUCCUCUAAUCACAGGCAAAAUAAUCCCAUUCACUAAUUUAAGAGAGAAAUUUUAAAAAUUCAGUUGAUUCAGUCUAUUACAUGUGGGAAGCAGAAUUAAAGGAAUAUGAUUUUGUUAUUUUUUAAAAUUUGUUAUUUUGAUUUUAUUUUUGCUUUCCUUUGUUGGAAUGCAAUUGUAAGGAGCACAUACCAGGAAGAAUCUAAACUUUCAUUUUUAAUUAAAAAAAUUCUAUGAACUACUUAAUAGAGCAAUUAGUUACAACUGUUUUCUAAACAAGGAAGUAAACAAUAAUUGUAUUCCUUUUAGAAAAUAAAUCAUACUGUUCACAGAAAUUCAGUAUAACUAAUCCAAUUUUGAAUGAAUGACUCUAAAGUCCUUGCAGAUGGAAAGCACAUAUUUCUGAUCAUAAUUCAGUUUAUCAUGAUACUAGGUGCUUUAAAGGUUUUUACCAAAAAAGGCAUUAAUGGUGCUGUAUUUACUGAAGAUUGCUAUAGAUAAGAUAUGACAAAGCAGCACACUCAGCCCAUGAAUAGUGUGUGCACUAAGUACUAGAGACAUUAAGAAACAGGAGUAAAAUCUGAAGAUGAUGUAUAACUUUUAAAAGGCCCUAUUUAGAAAAAUCUCACCCAAGAUUGGGGUUCCAGUCUUAAUGAUUAUGUGUUGUAUCAGUAAGAAUAUUUUGAACUGCAAGUGAUAGAAACUUAUGCUGGCUUAAGCAAUAAGACUGUACAUUAUCUCAUUGAAUGUCAAAAUCCAGUGGUAAUACUGGCUUCAAAUGAUGAUGAUAAGAUGAGAAUCUUUUUCUCCAUAUCUCUUGUGUUACUUUCCACCUUGAUUUUUCACUUCUCAUAUAUGAUGGUAAAGUGGCAACCCAGCAGCUUUACUGUAUGUACCAUGUUAGUAACUACAGUAAAAACAACACCAUUUUUCUCAACAGUUUCAAUGAAAUCCUGACCCCCCUCCCCCCAAUUAGUGUACAGCCUCACCAUUGAGCCAGUUACUAUGGACAGGGCAUCUGUUCUACCAAUGUUUGAGACUGAGUUAUGAAUCCACCUUUAGAAGAUGUUUGGAACUGAGGGGGCUGCCCAAAAGUAAAUCAAGAUAUUAUAAUCAAAAGGAAAGUGACUAGCUAUUGAGCAGGCAAAACAAACAGAUAAUCUCAUCAUACUAAAGGAAACAAAAUACAGCAUAAAGGCAAAUCCAAUUGUCUUAAGUUAGAAAACAUUUUUCCCCAAAACUGUAUAAACUUGGAUAUAUUAUUAGAAGUCAUUUAUACAGUGAGUGGGUACCUUUGAAAAAUGUUUGGGACUCGGGUGUAAAGAAAAGUUACAAGUAUCUUAUUUGGUAUGUUCUUGUUUUUCUUUAGUUUUUCAGAAUUUUGGUGAUAGAAUUGAGUUAGAGUUAAAGUACUUUUUUUUUUUUUUUUUAAAUAAGAGUACAAAUAAGUGUGAUUAUAAAACUUUGCCAAUGUUCAGGAUAACUAGUUGCUUCUCGGCCCACGUUCAGACCCAUCUAAGUUAUUAGGACAUUUGCUUCUUCAUAAGAACAUAUGGAUCAUAACCAAAGAAAGGAAUAUAUAUAUAUACACAUAUAUAAUAUACAUUCAUAUACAUACAUACAUGUAUAUAUGUAUUUCAGGUAACAUUGCUGGGAUGUUAAAUUGGUUUUGUUAGAAUGACUGUUCAUAGGGAUGUUUACCAUACUGUAAUUUGAAAAAACAUUCCUGCACUUCUCUGGACUAGAGGUUGGCAAAUUAUUUUUUAGGAAAGUUUGUGCUUUAUGAACCAAGAGGUAAAAUUGAGGCUUUUAUAUACUUAAGUAAUGAGAGAGAAAACAAAUUUCCACAAAUAUUUUAUUGAUGAAAUUCAAAAUAUAUUAAUACUUGAAUACAUUUUUUUGCAAUUCAGGUCUGCUAAUGAUAAGAGUGGAAUUAUUUUGAAGGGAUUAUAUGCCAUGUAGUUCAGAUUUGAAAUUGAUGACAAAUAUUCAUCUUUUAAUGGUGAUCUGUAAUUUUUCAUAUUUCAUCUUUGAAAUUUUUUUCCACAGAAAGGUAUUACCAAAACUGUCAUCAAUCUUUGCAUGUGUGACUUUGAGCAUAUUUAUAAUUUGAGAGAAUUUAUAGAAUUCUGCAUUCUCUUGAUAUUUGCCUUUUAAUGUAUCAUUGCAGAUUAAUCACUUUCUAUUGAAAGUUAGGUAGAGUCUCCUUGAUUGUACUAUUAAAUGGAUUUUGCAUUAGGGAAAUUUCCUGUGCAAUUGCAUUGAGUUCCAGAUAUAUAGCCUGAAAUAUAUUGAGACUGGAAAAGACAUCCACUGCAAAUUUGUGUGGGAAUGCAUAUCACACUUCUUUUAACUUGAUAGCAUGGGAAUUGUGUUAACCAGCUUGACAUUACUUGUGAUUUAAAUAAGUUAUCAAAAUGCUUGUUGCAGUGUAAGUCACAUUAAAGGGCUGUUUUCAUUGUAACUUUAGAUUGGAUUUAUUAACACUAUCAGGCCUGUAACAAAAGCUAAUUUUCAAAAUUAUUCAGUGUUUGGUAAUAGUAACAGGGUGGUUCAUCUAAAAAAAAAUUUAGUACCGUUUUGAGGUAAAAAAAUUGCAAUAAAACUUCACCACUGCCAUUGAAAGUGGUUAAUUUGGGCAAAUCAUGAUAUUCAACUUUUAUUUCUGACAAAACUUAAUAGACCUAGUGAUAGUUAAUUAAGACUUUGCUAGUUCAGUAACAUAAUAGUUUCAGGUAUUUUCCACAUAUCUGUUGAUUCACAUAUGAAGAAUUGUCAACUUUAAACAUCCUACUUUUCAUAGGCUUUGUAAAUUUUGUCUAACCCAGCUUUUCCUACUCUACACAUUUUUCUACCACUAUCAAUUACAGCACAUCUUAACAGAUUCCACUUCAGGUUGGACUGAACUAGUGUUUUCUGGACUUUGAAAAUGCUUUCUCCUGUAGUUGUUCCAUACAGAGUAUCUUUAAGGCUAAUUCUGGAGUCACUUCAAUUUCAGCAUUGACUUCUUAAGUAAGUAAAAACUGGGCAGUAUUGGUCACAUUUGUUAACUCAUCAAGAGUCAAGGAAAACUAUUUGAUAUCAUUUGCCUUGUUUAUAAAUAUUCAUUGUUGUGACACCAUGGGGUCCUAAUGUAUUCAAUCAUAUUCUUGCCAGGAAGCUAGUUUAUUUUGCCAGGAACAAGUUCAUUUUCUCUGGACACACUUUCUGGCUGCUGCAAUCAAGCAUAAUUAAUAUACCAUUAGUAAACAGCUUUCUUUGCUUGGCUAACAAAUGAGUUACUCACAAAUUUACUUGGAUCACCUUCAUUCUCAUUUAUGUGUGUAUGGUGGUGGUGAUGGUGUGUGAAUAGAUUCUGUGAUGAGAUAUUUUUGUUUUUCUAAUUGUUCUAACUGUUGGUUUCCUGUGAGUGGAAUACUGUGAGGAGUACUUAAUCUGGUAAUGUUGAAAUAUAUUCUUUUAGCACAGCUGAAGUAUCAUUGCAUAAUAAACAUAAUGCUUUGACAUAUAAUUGUAUAACAAAACAAUCUACACUCCACUGUGCCUUAAAAUUGCAACACUCAAUGAUCACUUUACUUUCUUCUGACAUUUUAAAUAUGCAGCAGUAAUAAAGAAUAAUAAAAUGUAUGUAUGACAAUAUGUGUGGCACUUGAAAUACUGUUGAAUUAUAGUCACUACUGAGAUUUAUAGUGGUGUUAAAGAACAGUGCAAAGCAAUGAAAGUGCCCCAUAUGGUCUCUGUCACAAAUGUUCAACUCUGCUUUUGUACCAUGAAAGCAGCCAUAGACAAUAUGUAAACAAGUGAGCAUGGCUGUGUUCCAAUAAAAUUUUAA